Messenger RNA from Salpingoeca rosetta, 2771 nucleotides. RefSeq names its product Kifc3 protein. The transcript is spliced from 5 exons. Gene Ontology annotation, molecular function: microtubule motor activity; ATP binding; calcium ion binding. Bases 71 to 2713 code for a protein of 880 amino acids. The record is from RefSeq and is a predicted model, not a curated record. Lineage: Eukaryota; Choanoflagellata; Craspedida; Salpingoecidae. Gene Ontology annotation, biological process: microtubule-based movement.
ACACGUACACCCCACAGGCACAUCACACCGCAGCACACAUACAUCGCACACCGCACACCCACGGUGCACGAUGGGAUCUGGUGCGAGCAAAGACCUGUCGGAGACGUCCAAGGCUCGCGUGAAGCAGUCGCGCACGCGUGCAGGGGCGGCCGGCGCAGGGCACUCGGAUUACUUCCACGACAUUUGCAUGAUUGUGUUCCAGAAUGCAGAUGCAGACAACAACGGCGUCCUGGACGUGGACGAGUUUGAGUCCGUCCUCUCCAGCGACACGCUCAAGCUCAACCUGAGCAAAGACGAGAUGGAGCAGAUUCGCCGCAGUGCAGACCAGGACGGUGAUGGCAAGAUCUCCUACGAGGAGUUCAUCCCCGUCUUCAAGGAGGUCCUCACAGUCAUCUACCAAGAGAAGGAAGAAGACUGGAACGACUGGUGCCAGCUGCGUGACCCACGUGACGGCAACGUGUACUACCUGAACAAGCGGACCGGCGCAACGCAGGUGGAACGACCACACAACUUCCACGAGGAGCGCGUGGAGAUCCGCUCGUUUGAGUACGUCACGCUGGACGACGGCUCCGAGGUGACCACCUACGUCGAUGACAACGGGCAGCGCAUGUACAUGGACUGGGACCGGCAGGAGUGGAUGCCGUUCCCGGACGAGUGGUACCCGCAGCAGCCGGAGACGGAGCAGGCCCUUGACGAGACAGACGCGCGCGUGGGCCAAUACAACCACCCGACGCGCGGCGUGCUCACCACAUAUCUGUUUGAGAACGAGCGCAACACGCGGCUGUACUACGACGAGGACAUGGGCCAGUGGGCGCGCAUGCCGCUGCAGUGGGAGUGCGACAUCCCCGAGGUGCGCGCCAUGCUGCACGACAUCAGCGAGAGCCUCCCGCACUGGACCAACGUCAACGAGCAGCUGCUGGCGCUGCGCGAGUGCAACUACAACCUCCCCGACGCCAUUGCCUUUGGCGAAAUCAACUUCCCUGCGCAGGGCGGCAAGGGCGGCAACAGCAAGCAGGGCGGGGCGCUGACGCUGGCGGCGGUCGAGCGGAUUGCCGAGCUUGAGCGGCAGGUGGCAGAGAAGGACCAGCAGCUGAACAAGCUGCUGGAGGACAAGCAGCAUCAAGAGUCGUCGGCGAAGCGCGAGCUCGUCAGGGAGAAGACGCGCGUCGAGGGCGAGAUGAUGCGCAGGGAACGCUUCGCCGCAGACGCAGAGGAGCGCAUUGAGAAGCUGAUGAACACGAACAACGAGCUGCGGGACAAGGUGCGAGAGCUUGAGUCGCAGCUUGUGACACAGCAGGCAGACGCUGACCGCCUUGCCCAGCUUGAGGACCAGGUUGCCUCCCUCGGCGGCGACGAAACAGGGGCGAAGAAGAAGGCAAAGGAGCUUGCGAACCAGCUUGAGCAGAUGCGCAUGGAGAAUGUUGCGCUGAAGCUGAAGGUGCAGGAGUACAAGGACAAGGCGACGGACGGCGCGGCGCGGGCAGACGUGCUGCGAGACUUGCAGCGGCAGGUGGCCAACCUCAAGCGCGAGCAGCGCCAGACACAGGAGGAGCUGCAAGGCAACAUCGACACGCUGGUGCCCAUGUUCAGCACGGCCAUCACGCAUGCGCGCGGGCUGCUCACCAACGUGCACGCGCAGCUGGACGAGGUGACGGCCAAGUAUCUCAAGGAGCAGAUGCAGCGCAAGCUGCUGUACAACAAGGUGCAGGAGCUGCGCGGCAACAUCCGCGUGUUCUGCCGUGUGCGGCGCGAUGACCGUGGCGAUUGCGUGUUCCGGUUUGCCUCGGACACGGAGAUGGAGGUGAAGACGCUGCAAGGCAAGACGGCGCUGGUUGAGUUUGAGCGGUGCUUUGGUCCUUCCUCCACGCAGGAGCAGGUCUUUGCCGACACCAAGCCCAUCAUCCUCUCCUGCGUGGACGGGUACAAUGUCUGCAUCAUCGCAUACGGCCAGACUGGCUCUGGCAAGACGUACACAAUGAUGGGACCGCCCAACAACCCCGGUGUGAACCGUCGCGCCAUUCAAGAGCUGUUCACACUCAUGGGCGAGCGCAAGGAGACGGAGUACAAGGUGCAGGUGUCCAUCAUGGAGGUGUACAACGAGAAGAUCUUCGAUCUGCUUACUGCCGAGCGCAAGAAGGACCUCAAGCUGCACUCGGGCCCCAACGGCACAUAUGUUGGCGGGCUGGUUGAGAUUAACGCGACGUGUGAGGAGGACGUGCUCAAGGCAAUUGAGACGGCCGAGCAGCACCGCUCUGUGGGCGCCACGCUCAUGAACACAGACUCGUCGCGGUCCCACCUCCUGCUGCAGCUCACGGUCACCGCAUACAACACCAUCUCAAAGGCCACGACGGUGGGCAAGCUGACGCUGGUUGAUCUUGCCGGGUCUGAGCGCGUGUCCAAGACGGAGGCGAGCGGCGAGCGGUUGGUGGAGGCCGCAGCCAUCAACAAGUCCCUGUCUGCACUGGGCCAGGUGUUUAAGUCGCUGGCCACCAACUCCCCGCAUGUGCCAUACCGCAACUCGAAGUUGACGCACGCGCUGCAGGACUCGCUUGGCGGUGACUCGAAGACGGCCGUAUUUGUCAACGUCAGCCCCUUGGCGACCAACCUCUCCGAAACACACAUGACCAUCAAGUUUGGCCAGGGCAUCCGCAAGAUUGAGCUUGGGCCCGCCACCAAGCACAAGAAACCCGGGCCUCCACGCCCGCGCAAGUAGCGCCCCUUGUUGUUGAGGGUUGUAUGUGUGUGUGUGUGUGUGUGUGUGUGUGUGUGUU